Messenger RNA from Saccostrea echinata, 1437 nucleotides. RefSeq names its product organic cation transporter protein-like. The transcript has 7 exons. Bases 1 to 1437 code for a protein of 478 amino acids. Gene Ontology annotation, cellular component: membrane. Gene Ontology annotation, molecular function: transmembrane transporter activity. The record is from RefSeq and is a predicted model, not a curated record. Lineage: Eukaryota; Metazoa; Mollusca; Bivalvia; Ostreida; Ostreidae. Gene Ontology annotation, biological process: transmembrane transport.
AUGGCGGGACAACUGGUAGGAGCAGCCUUUGCCUCAUCCCUCAGCGACAGAGUAGGAAGAAAGACCGUCCAUCUUGGCUCAAACCUUUUGACCUUUAUAUUUGGAAUUUCCAUGGCCUUUGCGUCAAAUUAUGCAACACUGGCAGCCAUGAAAUUUGUUCUUGGCGUUUUUCAACAGGUUGUCAUUAAGUCUAAGUCUGGUUUGGAAAGCUUCUUCUUAAACUUGUCCUUACUCUUGCGACGAUCUCCUAUGAUUUGCUUUCUCUCUCAGGGAGUGGUCAUGCCCGGUGUUGUCUUAUUCGUGGAACUCCUUCCAGAGCAGGGUCGCUUUUACUCUUCAGUGAUAGGCCUCCUUACUUGGAGCACAGGUCUGAUUAUCAUGACUGCGAUUGCUUAUCUACUGCAGAACUACUCCUGGAGAUAUCUUCAAAUUACACUUACCUGUUUUUCCUUUAUGAGCUUGUUCCAAUAUUGGAUUCAAGACGAAUCAUUACGAUGGCUCGUAGUCAACAGGAAAGAGAAAGAAGCGGAACGAAUAGUACGAAAGGUUGCCAAAUGGAACAAACUUGAUUAUGAGAAUCUCAGGGAGAAUGUGAAAAAGAGAAUGGCAUUAAGGAAUAAAGAAAAAGAAGAAACAGACAAAAUGCUGGCCGAACAGCAACAGCUCCAUGUUGUUGAAAAAUACUCCAUCAUUACCAUCCUUAGAAACAAAUCUGUCUUCGUCAUUUCCCUCCUCAUGUGUUUCACAUGGGUGACUAACACACUGACAUACUAUGGGUUGAUCCUCACAGCUACGUCGUUGGCGGGAAAUCGUUUCCUUAACUUUUUCUUCAUGUCCUGUGUAGAAUACAUUUCAGUUAUUCUGGAAUACAGCAUGCUACGCCGGUUUGGGAGAAGAACUACAACAAUUUUUUUCCAAUCUUUAGCUGGAACUUCACUGGCUUUUGCCACCCUGUUGAAAUACUUUUCAGAUGGAGAUGGAACGCUCAUAUUACUAUCCGUUUUGGCGACCUUUAUCGGGAAGAUGUCUGUGACUGGGUCAUUUAGUGUGCUAUUUCUCCUUACUCCUGAACUGUUUCCCACAAAUCUAAGGAAUGUCGGUAUCGGGAUUUGUUCAACAUUCUCUAAGAUUGGUGCCAUGAUAUCGCCUUUUGCUGGAACUUUGGCACGAGCUGUACCUUGGGCCCCGGGAACCAUUUUUGCUCUGAUGUGUUUUAUUGUCACAAUUAUUGCUUUGUAUUUACCGGAAACACAUGGAAUGGAUUUACCUCAGACUCUGGAUGAAGUAAAAAGAUGGUACGCAGAAAACAGUGGACUUCGCCUACGUAAAAGUCGGAAAAAAGAAAACAGUGUAUAUGAAGACUCUGAUGUUCCUCUAGCAGUGGCAUCCAAAGACCAAAAAGGAAAUUUAGAAAUGAACAAUUCUACUCUUUGUUAG